UCAUUUGUCCCGUUCCUCUGCAACCUCUAUUAUUUUAUUUCGCGCUGCCUCUCUCUCUCUCACAAGUCUCCCAGCCAAAUCUCACACCCAUUUCAACAAACAUCUGAUAGGCGUAAAAGAAUGCCACCACCAACCAACUCACCAACCUCACGGUUUCAGAGCUCCUCUCCAUGGCCUCCACUCUCUCCAUUCUCCUCUUCAUCCUUUUCUUCCCUCUUCUCACUCCCGCGGCGAACUCCGGCGACAAUAAUGGUACUAGCGCCGGUGGUGGUGGCGAACCCCCUUUUGUUGGCGUGGUGAUUGGCGACGAAGUAUCUGCUCUCCUACCUCCUGCCGACCUCGCCCGCUUUCUUCUCUCCCAGCGCAUCACCCACGUCCGCCUAGCAAACCCUUCACUUCCCCUCCUCGCCGCCCUAAACUCCACCGGUGUUCGCAUCCUCAUCACCAUUCCCAAUUCCCUCCUCCUCGCCUUCGCUUCAUCCCCUUCCUCCGCCUCUUCAUGGGUCUCUCGCUUCAUCCUCCCCUUCAUCACCUCCAUCUCCGCCAUCGCUGUCGGCGACGACUUCUCCGCUUCCAUUUCCACCUCUAUCCUCCUCCCCGCCCUUCGAUCCAUAUGUUAUGCUCUCUCCGGUCUCCAAUCCCACAUCCCGAUCUCCACUCCCCUACCUUUCUCCAUCAUCCUCAACCCAUUUCCCCCUUCCCAAGCUUUCUUCAACCAAACCCUAACCCCCAAUUUCCUUCUCCCUCUCCUCACCCUCCUGUCCUCCACCAACUCCCCUUUCAUGCUCAACCUUUACCCUUACUACUCCUUCAUGCGCUCCCGCGGCGUUAUUCCUCUUGACUCAGCCCUGUUCAAACCACUCCCGCCUUCCAAAGAAGAAAUCGACCCCAACACCCUCCUCCACUACACCAACCUUUUUGACGCCAUGCUCGACGCCGCUCGCUUCGCUCUUCGCAGUCUAAACUUCUCGCACAUUCCUAUUCUUGUUACUGAAACUGGCUGGCCUUCAGCCGGCGAUUCAAAAACCGAGCCUUUCGCGACCAAAGACAAUGCCGACACCUACAACUCCAAUUUGAUCAAGCAUGUGGUUGUCGACCGUGCUGGAACACCUCUGGUGCCGGAACAGACGGCAUCAGUCUACAUCUACGAGCUGUUCAAUGAAGAUGAGAGAGUAGGGCUGGAGUCGGAGAAGCAUUGGGGGCUUUUCUACGGCAAUGGGACGCCUGUGUAUCUGCUGAAUGUGGUGGGGAGUGGGGGGUUUUUGGCUAAUGAUUCUACGAACAGGACAUUCUGUGUGGCAGCGGAGGGGACGGAUACGAAGGCGUUGCAGGCGGCGUUGGAUUGGGCGUGCGGGCCGGGGAGGGCGAAUUGCUCGGAGAUUCAGCCGGGGGAGGGAUGUUAUGAUCCGAAUAAUGUGAGGCAACAUGCUUCCUAUGCUUUUGAUAGUUAUUAUCAAAGUGAAGGGAAGAUCAUGGGCUCUUGUUACUUCCAGGGGGCUGCCAUGGUGACUACGACGGAUCCAAGUCAUGGCGACUGCAUCUUUCCUGGAAGUGUGCAUGUUAGUAGCAUCACCAAGACAGGAAGCAACACAACAGAGAGCAGCAGUGCAGAGGAAAUCUGCUGUUGGAGAUUCAGAAGAGGAAUGAGGGAAGGGAGCUUCAACUUCUCUAUUGUUCGAAGAACAAUAAUUGUGUUGCUGAUGAUUUAUUUCAACUUUUUGCCAGAAGUCUAAGUAUAGCACCUGAAAGGUACAAGUACUUGUAGUUUUAUUUGUUCUAUUCUCAAUUUUGUUUGAACCGAGGGAAGCUUGUAGAGCUUAUCCUUUUCAUUUUCAUUCCUUCUGAAUAAAAUUUUCAGCCUCUGUUUUUGGUAAUCUAUUCGUUUUUGUUGUUUUGAUUUAUAUGUUAUAGGGAAAUUUACAUGCUUGCCACACAAUUGUUA
Phalaenopsis equestris is the source of this 1942-nucleotide messenger RNA. Its product is annotated as glucan endo-1,3-beta-glucosidase 1-like. The transcript is spliced from 4 exons. Gene Ontology annotation, biological process: carbohydrate metabolic process. The coding region runs from base 171 to 1733 and encodes 520 amino acids. The record is from RefSeq and is a predicted model, not a curated record. Gene Ontology annotation, cellular component: plasma membrane. Gene Ontology annotation, molecular function: hydrolase activity, hydrolyzing O-glycosyl compounds. Lineage: Eukaryota; Viridiplantae; Streptophyta; Magnoliopsida; Asparagales; Orchidaceae.